GGGGAACCAUUUCGCAGUUCGUCCUCCGUGGGCGUGGGAGCGAGCGGCAAUCCCUAAAGACCGUGUACGCAUGCGUGGGAACUGGGCCGCCAGCGUGCGUGUGACGUCACGGGCGCGCCCGUCUGAACUUCCUCGUUUCUCUGUAGAGAGAGCGGCAGCAAUCUGUUCAACUCCGUAGUUGAAUUUGCUUUGGACAGCUUUGUGAAGCAGAUCUGAUAUGCCACUUGAAUUAAUAAAAGAAGUCAAUGGGGUGCCUCAAGUUGAGCCAUUAACUAAAUUAAGCAAAGUAGAUUUCACAUCCCUACAGCCUGGUUGUGAUUAUAGCAAGAAAUACGUCCAGGGAAAACUUUCAUUUAUCUCUUCUUUAACUAAUGGUGGAAACAGAACAGCUGUUUUGAAGAUUGGACUACAAGAACAAGAAAAUUCAAAUGCAGAGAUCAGCACCAUCAAUGUACUGUUUUUUGGAAAAUUAGCAAAGGACUGUGCAAAAGUUUUCUGUGAAGGGGACACCAUUGCUGUGGCUGGAUUUAUUGUUUUGUCAGCAUCUUCAUCUACAAGUAGUGAUGGUAAACAAUGCUUAUUUUUGAAAGCAUUUGAAGACUGCAAAUCAACUGUUUAUGUUUAUGUUAAAUCUGUAAGAGAUUUUUCUACAGAAUCAAUGUCUUUGGUUCCAGCAACACAUUACAUAUAUACACCCCUGAAUCAACUUAAGAGUGGUAUGAUUGUCAAUGUUUAUGGUGUUGUGAAGUUCUUUAAGCCACCGUAUGUAAGCAAAGGGACUGAUUAUUGCUCCGUUGUAACAAUUGUGGACCAGACAAAUGUAAAGUUAACCUGCCUGUUCUUUAGUGGAAAUUAUGAAGCCCUUCCAAUAAUUUAUAAAAAUGGAGAUAUUGUUCGCUUUCACAGGCUGAAGAUCCAAGUAUAUAAAAAUGAGACUCAAGGUAUCACCAGCUCUGGCUUUGCGUCUUUGACAUUUGAGGGAACUUUGGGAGCUCUGAUCAUACCUCGUACUUCAAGCAAGUAUUUUAACUUCACCACUGAGGACCACAAAAUGGUAGAAGCCUUACGUGUUUGGGCAUCUACUCAUAUUUCACCAUCUUCGACAUUAGUAAAAUUGUGUGAUGUUCAGCCAAUGCAAUAUUUUGACCUGACUUGUCAGCUCUUGGGCAAAGCAGAAGUGGAUGGAACAUCGUUUCUUCUAAAGUUUCCUAGGACUGCCCUGACACAUUACCACAAACUGGAUGGCUUGAAGAAAUGUAAAUGUAUUAUCUCCCAGUUCUGGAGCCAGAAGUACAAAAUCAAGGUAUGGGAUGGCACCAGGACCCCAUUCCCAUCUUGGAGAGUCUUAAUACAAGACCUUGCUCUAGAAGGUGAUUUAAGCCAUAUUAAUCGGCUGCAGAAUCUGACAAUAGACAUUUUAGUCUAUGACAACCAUGUUCAAGUGGCAAAAUCUCUGAAGGUUGGGAGCUUUCUUAGAAUUUACAGCCUCCAUACCAAGCUUCAGUCUGUGAAUUCAGAGACCCAAGCAACAUUGUUAGCUCUAGAGUUUCAUCUCCAUGGGGGUACCAGUUAUGGUCGGGGAAUCAGAGUCUUGCCAGAAAGUAACUCUGAUGUGGAUCAACUGAAAAAGAGUUUAGAAUCUGCAGAUUUGACAGCCAUUCAGUCUCAUGGUAUAUGUCAAUCAGAACAUGAGGACAGCUUUCCAACUGUUUCAAGCUCUGGAUCAGUAUCACUGUAUGAGGUGGAAAGAUGUCAACAACUGUCAGCUACAAUACUUACAGAUCAUCAGUAUUUGGAGAAAACUCCACUAUGUGCUAUUUUGAAACAAAAAGCUCCCCAACAAUAUCGCAUCCGAGCAAAACUGAGGUCCUAUAAGCCAAGAAGACUCUUUCAGUCUGUUAAACUUCAUUGUCCUAAGUGUCAUUCAAUGCAAGAAGUUCCACAUGAGGGUGAUUUGGAUAUAAUUUUACAAGAGGGUGCAAGUAAAACCCCAGAUGCCAAAUUACAAAAUACAUUACUAUAUGAUUCAAAAAUGUGGACGACGAAAGACCAAGGGGAACGAAAAAUAGCUAUUCAUUUUGUGAAAAAUAAUGGCAUUCUCCCACUUUCAAAUGACUGUCUAAUUUUGAUAGAAGGAGGUACAGUCGAUGAAAUCUGCAAGCUCUCAAGCAAAUUUCAUAGUGUAAUUCCUGUGAAAUCUGGCCAUGAAGACUUGGAACUCGUCGACCUUUCAGCACCAUUUCUUAUACAGGGAAAAAUCCAUCACUAUGGAUGUAAACAGUGUUCUAACUUGAGACCAAUACAAAGUCUAAAUUCCCUGGUUGAUAAAACACAAUGGAUUCCUUCUUCUGUGGCAGAAGUACUGGGUAUUAUGCCCCUUCAACAUGUGUUUGUGAUGACAUUUACUCUGGAUGAUGGAACGGGGGUAUUGGAAGCUUAUCUCAUGGAUUCUGAAAAAUUCUUCCAGAUUCCAGCAUCAGAAAUACUAAUAAAUGAUGACCUUCAGCAAAAUAUGGAUAUGAUAAUGGAUAUGUUUUGCCCUCUAGGAUUAAAAAUUGAUGCAUAUCCAUGGUUGGAAUGCUUCAUCAGGUCAUACAAUGUCACAAGUGGAACGGAGCAGCAAAUUUGCUAUCAGAUUUUUGACACCACAGUUGCAGAAGAUCUUAUCUAAUACUGCCAUUCAACUUAGCAUAUGUAAAAUAUUAUAAUUUUAGAAAACAUUACUGUUUUCUAUGAGAGUGCUACAAAACAUUAAAUAUUUAUUUCUGUAGUUUAUUUUCAGUUUUAACCACUAUUUAAACUUUUUUGACAAAUAGACAUUGUAUUAUCUUAAUGCCUUCUUGUGAGUAAGUAAAAAUGAUCCUGUUGCUGAAAAUAUCCAGUAUGAUAGCUGGUAACUAUAAAGGAAAAAGAGACAUUGAAUAAAUAAGGACUACAUUUUCAUUUACUCUUGAAGUCCUUGUAAAUAAACUAUUUUGUUAUCCUACACUCAAAACCACUUUCCCUAUUCGCUUUUUCACAUGUCAGCCACUGGUUUUUAUGCCGUGAACCAUCCCUGGUUGAGCUGCUUUUUCUGCCCUGCUAUUUAUAGCAGCAGUAUUGAUCAUUUUAGCAUAGGUACAGGAUUAGAAAACAUCCUUACAUUAAAACUGUCAAUUUUUGCCGAGUCCAGGGUAUGCAAGGCUUGUGGUUUGAUUCUGUUUUGUUUUGUACAAAGGCGUCUGCUUAAACCAGUACUCUGUAAAGAAGUGCUUUUCUGAGUGGGCUUUGGUGUAUUUAAGAGUGAUUUAGUUUAAGUAUAGAUGGCAGAAUUGCUUUCUCUGAGUGCUGCUAUUUAGGAUAAAUUUAGGAUAAAUCCAUUUUUUAAGACCUAAAUUAUGUACUUUGACUGCCUGUUUUGCUACGUGAUAUUAGAAGUUAUUCCAUUCCAUCUCAACCUAAUAAAGUGCUCAGAUUUAUAAUGUUAGUGACUUACUUUGUAUUAUCCUUCUUAUUUAUAGUCUUCUGUAUAAAAUAUACAUGUAUUUCAGGUUGAGCAUUGAAUGAGAUGUUAAUUCAGUGUAAUUGUCUGCUUUUUACCUGAAAAUGUUUGUCAAAUUUAAAUCAUGAAUAUUCAGUUUUAGACAAAUCCUAUAUAUUUGUAUGUACAUGUAGAUUUAUGUAUGUUAUUUGCUGAAGACUGAGAGAUACUGAUCUGCCUAGCUCAGUAUUAAUGAAGAAUAAAUAAAUGCACACAUUUCAACUCUUUCAUUUAUUUGCCCCAUGAUGAACUGAGGCAUGAUUUGAGACAAAGCAUCAGCAGGAAUAUCAGUAUAGCAGAAAUUUAGGACUGUCUACACACCAGGAACUGUGCUAAGCACUUAACAUGUGUUUUAGUUUCACAACAUCCCAUCUUCCUGAUAAGAAAUCUGAGGAUUGAUUGAUGAGCUGACUUGACUGAGUUCACACAGUUAUUAAGUGCUAGUCAGUGCUUGAAUCCAGGCAGGCUCUGUCUAGAGACUGCACUGUUAAACACUCCAGAAAUCUGAAGCAAAAGCCAGCAUGGGGUCUUCUGCAAAUGAGUCCUGCCUUAAAUAUCUGAGAUAACUUUAGAAUUAGAUUAUAGGAGGAGUCAGUGGUGUGUAUCCUUACUAUCAGAAGGCUUCUAACGCAUUACUGGCAAAAAGGAUUGAAUAUCUAAUUUCCUUUUCUCACAAUAACUGAAUUCUUCUAGUUCCUGAGUACAUUAGCACAUCUGCAGACCUAACUACCCCAUCCACCCAUCACCAAAUUAUCAGCUUGUUCCAGAAAGUGAGAGACGGAUGCUGCUGAUUGGGGGAUAUAAACUCUCGGUUCAGAACAUUUUCAGGGAAAAUUUUUUAAGAAACCUACCAUUGAGCACAUAGAUUUCAGAAUUGAUAGUAUAUUAGGGAUACAGAGGUGAGAGAGACAUCCCUUCAGUAAGCACUCAGUCCACAAGGAUAGGGGUCAGAAGGUACAGCAGGCUCACAGUGUCACCCUGGGCCAUCUCCAAGCUAAUGAAGUAAAAUUCUUCAUAUGAAUCUUCAUGACAGUGUCAUUUUCUCUGUUCUUUUUAUUUUUAUAAACCUCAACAUUGUCAUCAUUUGUUUUUUAACUUUUCAGUUUUGAAUAAGAAGCAUUCCAUCAACACCUAGUAUUAAUCCAUGGUGACAUAAUCAUGAACCAAGUGUUAGGUGAAUUCCACUUCUGGAGAAAUAAUUAGAAGGUAGUUCAGUGUGCUCAGAUUUGAGCCCUCUCCCCUUUGUUGUCCAUGUGAAAACUGAUAGAGUCUUCCUGUCAUAUUUUUAAAUGAUGUAAAUUUAAGAAAGUCCUUUGUGUACAGCUUCUUCCUGUGUUUCCAGUCUCUGCAGCAUCUGCUAUGUUAGAUACUCCUGCACUGUUGCCUGUAGCCCCUCACUGCAUGAGAACGAGAAGGCAUGGCAGAAUA
Messenger RNA from Manis pentadactyla (Chinese pangolin), 4948 nucleotides. It is a transcript of the gene POT1, whose product is annotated as protection of telomeres 1. The transcript has 21 exons. Gene Ontology annotation, biological process: regulation of telomere maintenance via telomerase; telomere capping. The record is from RefSeq and is a predicted model, not a curated record. Bases 218 to 2671 code for a protein of 817 amino acids. Lineage: Eukaryota; Metazoa; Chordata; Mammalia; Pholidota; Manidae. Gene Ontology annotation, cellular component: chromosome, telomeric region; nuclear telomere cap complex. Gene Ontology annotation, molecular function: telomerase inhibitor activity; G-rich strand telomeric DNA binding.